UCCUGUAACGCCAUCUCAUAGAUGAUGAUUUAACUCUGAACUGCAAAACAAUUCAAAGAUAAACAACGAACAUUAGCCACUUGACAGCUAUCAUCGUUGACUGAAGAUUAGUAGUACCGGUGGUAUACUCCUUACGGUUGUACGGUGCAGCUGUGGUGGAGAAGCGAUAUUAUACAUAUUUGAAUUAAAAUUUUGCAUAACGAUGACGAGUUUAAACAAAUUCAAAAAUGAACCGGUAAAUUAUACGGCAGAAAUUCGCCAAAUGAUGCACGGUUUUGGGGACUGUGCAAAUCCUCUCUUAGAAUCAGCCAAAAUAAUAGAAGAUGUCGUUCUCCAGCAAAUGAGAGCGAUCGUUAAAAAGGCUUGUGAAGGAGCAACUAGGAGAGGCAAUAGAAUGAUCGGGCAGGAAGAUUUCAUCUUUCUUAUGCGAAAGGAUAAAGUCAAAGUUCAACGGCUGCUUAAAUACUUGGAGAUCAAAGAGAUGAAAUCUACGAUGAGCAAAACAGCGCAGCCUAACCUUGAUGAAGAUGUAACAGGAUUUGAAGGCAGCGAUCUUGUUUAUGUUAAACCCAGACGUCCAUGUCACGAGUUUAUUGAGCUCAUUGACAAUACUGGUGAAUUACUUGAAAAUAGAACCAGCUAUGAUAUCGUUAAACAGAAUAGACUUAUUCGUGCAGAAAUGAUUACCAGAAAAAUGGACGAAAUUCAAUACGCCAAGUAUUGUAAAGCUAGACACGCUUCGUUCACCAACAAACAAUGGCACAAAUUCAGUGACUGGAUAUGUCCAGAAGAUGAUCUGAAGAUAACAAAAUCAGGCUACCUCAUUUUGGGUUACCUAGCUUAUGAAACUGUUGCUCAAAUUGUUGAUUUAGCGUUGCUGGUGCGUCAUGAUCAGAACAAGAUACAUGGUGAUGCUAUCAAGAGGCUGAAAUUCAACCACUGCAAUCCUUAUACAUAUAAGCCAUAUCAACAAAACAUGGGAGUCGUCAUUAAGGCAAUUUCUCCGUCAGAAAUAAACGAGGCAUUAAGGAGAUAUUGGUCACCUCAGUUAGACAUGACAGGGCCUUUUCAUAGAACAUCGAUGCGUCCAAUACAUCCCAAGUUGCUCGCCUGCUAAUUUCAGCGAGAAUAAAAGACCUUGAUUCAACACAAAGAGAGUUUGAGAUUGUUUGAAUACAGAUAGUUAGUUUUUACAGAUAGUUUUUUUUUUUUAUGAUGUUACAGUUGUUCUCUUUGUUUUUUUUGCAAUAAAAUUGACACUUUGCAAAAUUCAUUGGCAGAACUUGGAUUAUUUCUCAUCAUAUACGUAAUAUAUCAGUUGUAAAUGUACAUAGUUAUUUAAUUAAUAUAUCUGGACGAAUUAUGAUAUAAAUCAAUAUUUAAAACAUUCAAGUU
This is a messenger RNA of Athalia rosae (coleseed sawfly), 1395 nucleotides long. RefSeq names its product transcription initiation protein SPT3 homolog (gene Spt3). The record is from RefSeq and is a predicted model, not a curated record. Lineage: Eukaryota; Metazoa; Arthropoda; Insecta; Hymenoptera; Athaliidae. Gene Ontology annotation, molecular function: transcription coactivator activity; protein heterodimerization activity. Gene Ontology annotation, biological process: transcription by RNA polymerase II. Bases 203 to 1117 code for a protein of 304 amino acids. The transcript has 5 exons.